GUCAUCACAUCAGUCUGGAAAACGCAGAAGUCGCAGAUGAAGUGUCUUUGUGGCUGGAGAAAGUCAGGCUUUAGCGCGGUAAACACGCAGUUCCGGUUUAAUCGGCGCUCUUUGUAAAACUGAGGAGAAAAACGGUGUUAAUUUAAGUUUUUUCUCUUUUGAGGAGUCACUUCAUGUCUGUUUGCCAGGAGAAAACGUGUCGAGGGAAAUAUCGCCCUUCAAGAGUCAAAGAGAAACUUUAAGGAGCAUUUAAAGCAGGUUUGUGUCGCUUUUAAGUGUUUUAUUUGGUGGUGAACGUUGAGUUUGGCGUGUUUUGUGGAACGCUCGCCGCCGCUGCGUCAUCAGUGUGGCCACGCCCCCUCAGCGCUCUAUAAUUAUAUGCUCAGUACUAAUAUCUCCAUAUAUAAACCGGUUCUAGACCAGCAGUCCAGGUGUUUGGCUCUCCAUGGCAACACGAGGCCACGCCUCCAGCUCAUUAAUGAGCAACCACACCAAGGAGAGAGUGACCAUGGCUAAGGUCACCCUGGAGAACUUCUACAGCAACCUGAUCACACAGCAUGAGGAGAGAGAGAUGAGGCAGCAAAAACUGGAGAAGGUGAUGGAUGAGGAAGGACUGCCUGAUGAAGAGAAACGUGUUCGGCGUUCUCAGCAUGCUCGUAAAGAGACUGAGUUCCUCCGUCUGAAGAGAACUAGACUGGGUUUGGAUGACUUUGAGUCUUUGAAGGUGAUUGGACGAGGAGCAUUCGGGGAGGUGCGUUUGGUUCAGAAGAAAGACACGGGUCAUGUUUACGCCAUGAAGAUUCUUCGCAAAGCAGAUAUGCUGCAGAAAGAGCAGGUUGCUCAUAUCCGUGCGGAGCGGGACAUCUUGGUUCAGGCAGACAGUCUCUGGGUGGUGAAAAUGUUCUACAGUUUUCAGGAUAAACUGAAUCUCUACUUGCUCAUGGAGUUUCUGCCUGGAGGAGACAUGAUGACACUGCUGAUGAAGAAAGACACACUGACGGAGGAAGAGACUCAGUUCUACGUGGCGGAGACAGUUCUGGCCAUCGACUUCAUCCAUCAGCUGGGCUUCAUCCACCGAGACAUCAAACCAGACAACCUGCUGCUGGACUCCAAGGGUCAUGUCAAGCUGUCUGAUUUUGGCUUGUGUACAGGCCUCAAAAAAGCGCAUCGGACAGAGUUUUAUCGCAACCUGAAUCACAGCCAAUCAAACGACCUCACGUUUCAGCAUAUGAACUCGAAGAGGAAGGCCGAGACAUGGAAGAGGAAUCGCAGGCAGCUGGCCUUCUCCACAGUGGGAACGCCUGACUACAUCGCUCCAGAGGUGUUCAUGCAGACCGGAUACAACAAGCUCUGUGAUUGGUGGAGCCUCGGCGUCAUCAUGUACGAGAUGCUGAUUGGCUAUCCUCCAUUCUGCUCAGAAACUCCUCAAGAAACCUAUAAGAAGGUGAUGAGCUGGAAGGAGACGCUGGUUUUUCCUCCAGAGGUGCCGAUCUCUGAGCGUGCUAAAGAGCUGAUCCUGCGCUUCUGCUGCGAGGCGGAUCAUCGAAUCGGUGCCAGCGGCGUGGACGACAUCAAGAGGAACGCAUUCUUCGAAGGAGUCGAUUACGACCACAUCAGAGAGAGACCUGCAGCCAUUACCAUCGAGAUCAAGAGUAUCGACGACACGUCCAACUUCGACGAGUUUCCAGACUCAGACAUCCUGCAGCCAACAAGUCCUGUUGUAGUGAGCAACCAUCACCCGGAGUCGGACUACAAGAACAAGGACUGGGUUUUCAUCAACUACACCUACAAGCGCUUCGAGGGCCUGACGGCGAGAGGAGCCAUACCAUCAUACAUGAAGAGCGGGAAACGCUGAGAAUCCAGAACCAAUCACUGCACUUCCUCAUCCACACUACCAAAGAAAACAUCUCUGCGUCCAGACCUCUGUCAGAAACACACUCCUGCGCUGCUGCAUACUGCCAACGCUUCUUUAUUAGUCCUUAAUGUAAGCUAAUCUGGGGCGGAAUUCACGAAAAUAUGCUCAAGAGUUUUCUUAAAGGGAUGUUUCACCUAUAAAUAUAAGUUCUGUCAACUUCUGUUGAACACAAGGUAAGAUUUCCUGAAGAAUGAUGGAAAAAAACAGGCUUUUUCCAACAUUCUUCUGAAUAUCUUCCUCUGUGUUCAACAGAAGAAACUCGUAAAAGUUUAGACUUACUUAAAUGUGAGAGAAUCUAGUUUAAAAUGUAUUUUUUUUGCGUGAACUGACCCUUAAAGAUUUAAUUUUGAGAUUUGUCUUAACUGUAAUUCAUGAAAAAAUCUGUUGAAGAUCUCAAUAUUUUUUUCUUGAGAUCAUUCUUAUAUUUAAAUCAAUAAAAUGAAAGAAUAGCUACGAUAGAUUCAUUAGCGCUGCAUUUAGGCAUGCACCAAAUUUUCAACUUCCAAACAUUAUCAGCUACAAAUGGCAUUUUUCUGCAAAAAGAGAGAAAACAGGAGCCGAAAAAAGGCUUAUGUCAAUGAGACCAUCGCUGCGUCCCAAUUCGCAUACUAAUACUACACCCUAAAAGUAUGUACCUUUUUGUUAAAGGCAAGUACACACUUUUGAGUGUGUAACAGAAGAGUAUGCAAGCUUUUGGGACAUACUGCUUCCUCGUUAACAGAUCGUUGUGUUGCUUAGUUACGAGACCUGUCAAUCAUCCACACAUCAUCCACAUGUCUGUCAUAUUUAAUUCCCUACCUUAUUGGAGAAGCAGCAGCAGCAGGUUAAUCUCCCAUUCACCAGUCUAUCAUGCAGAGAAAUCUCCUCAGGUGUUUGGGUAAUUCUGCAUUCAGACAGUAAUGUCCAAACAUAACACAGAAAUAUAACACAGAAAACGUGAUUAAAACAUGUUCCAGUGGGCUGAAUAUUAAUUAACAGUCAUACAAACAUCUUUACUGAAGCCUCUCUCUACUUGACGGUUGGUCUCGCGCGUCCAUCAUGUUUGUAGUUUGUUUACACUUUUCACCCGCGUUUGUAGUUCUAAAUCAAAUUCUUGUCCUACACGCAAUGUAUUGUGGGUAAUAUCAGCGGUUAGAGUACGGACGCUUCUACACUUCGAGUUUUUAGCAGAAAUAGUAAACCAUACGGGAACCUUAGGCGUACUCUUUUCAACAUACUACGAUCUGGGACAUACUAAUUCUACUUUCAAAUACUAUUUAGGACAGAUAGUAUGCGAAUUGGGACGCAGCGCAUGCAAUGGUAGUUUGUUGCCACGAUGACCAAAGUGCGUGUCUUGAGGUCAAAGUUUAAAAUACCCAAUUUUCCGCUGUGUGUGUAUAUUCCGCUCAUGUAAAUGUAUUCUAGUUGAACGCAAAUGCUCACCAGACAUGCAAAGUCUGUUCAAAUAACGCGCCGACAGGCUAUUUCUGUGUAGUAUACUAGUUCCUGCUGCUUACUAUAGAGCUAUGGUGUUGUCAUGGCAACGCUGGUGCGCUUAUUUUAUUGGCUUGUGUUUUUAAAAAUCAGUGACUUUUAAUUUAAUCAAAUAAUAAUUAUUACAAAGCAUUUUUCGGCCAAGUACAUACAGAAUUUUCAUCUCGGUGUAUUCCUAAUGUACGUUGUUUCACUUUAUUUGAGAGGAAAAACAAUAAUUGUAUUAGAAAUCUCAGGCUUUGGGGAUCUACAACUAGUUUCCAGUCAACUUAAGGAAGUUUUUAAGAGCUCUCAAGAAUUUGAAUUCUGAUUCACUGAUUCGUUCAGAAGAAUCAACUCUGACAGUCUGAAUCAGUUCUGUCUCUAAGUUUUGUCUAAUGAACAAGCUUAUUAUAGCUUUAUAAGAAGCUAGAAGAUAUUUCUGCGUAUGACGGUUUCGUGAAUUCGUCCUCUGAGUUGAGUGUUUAUGCUGGAGAGCUGGAGUAUGUUUAGCAGAUUAAAUGCCAAAAAAAUCCCUCAUGCGAAGGCUUCACUAUAAAUAAAGUGCCUUAUAUAAUGUUUAUUUCCACAUUUGUUCCUCAGCAGAGAUAAAUCUCUAUAUCGAGCAGUUUAGCUUUAGUUAUAAUGACAAAUUAUGGGCGCAGCCCCAUAUGCAGCUAGUAUUAUCAUCAUAUAGAUGCGUUUUAGCCUAGUUUGAAGCUUUGCUGAGGUUUUGAUGCUGUAUUUGUUUCUGCAGUAGAUUUGACUGCUGCUGAUUUGACUGCCAAAGGUACGAUCAGAGGCUCACAUGUUGAUGAAAACCUGCCUCUAGGAGCGAAUGCUGUCUGUAUGAAUGCUUUAUGUGCAGAUGUGAACACCAAAGCUGGAAAAUCCUCCAUUUCAAUGGUACUUUCUUGGAAACGAUGCUUCCUUUUUCUAAUGUUUCUAUGAACUAUUUUUGUAUUGAUAUUUAACCGUCUUUAAGUUAGUAUCUGCAAAGCUGUACUUUGUAAUGACACACAUUUGACAUGUUUGUUUAUAUAUUCAAUAUCUUCUUUUCUUGUCCAGAAUGCAAUAAAAUGUUACAUGCUUUUA
This is a messenger RNA of Danio aesculapii, 4462 nucleotides long. RefSeq names its product serine/threonine-protein kinase 38-like. Gene Ontology annotation, molecular function: protein serine/threonine kinase activity; ATP binding. Gene Ontology annotation, biological process: intracellular signal transduction; peptidyl-serine phosphorylation. NCBI's taxonomy places the organism in Eukaryota, Metazoa, Chordata, Actinopteri, Cypriniformes, Danionidae. The record is from RefSeq and is a predicted model, not a curated record. The transcript has 13 exons. The coding region runs from base 446 to 1855 and encodes 469 amino acids.